This is a messenger RNA of Canis lupus familiaris (dog), 2069 nucleotides long. RefSeq names its product general transcription factor IIIA (gene GTF3A). The record is from RefSeq and is a predicted model, not a curated record. Gene Ontology annotation, cellular component: nucleus. Lineage: Eukaryota; Metazoa; Chordata; Mammalia; Carnivora; Canidae. Bases 656 to 1168 code for a protein of 170 amino acids. The transcript has 10 exons.
GUGCGGCGGGGUCGCGCGUCGGGUCCUCCGGGGCCGCGCGCAGCCGUUCGCCGCACGUGCCUCGGCACGUGGCUGAGCGGCGGCCCCGGGCGCCCUGGAGCCGCGGGCCUCUGUCGCGGAGGCCGUGUCAUCCCUGACCAUCGCCGACGCCUUCACCGCGGCGGGCGAGAGCCCCGCCCCGCCGCCCUCCGCGCUCAGCAGGAGGUUCAUCUGCUCGUUCCCCGACUGCAGCGCCAAUUACAACAAGGCCUGGAAGCUAGACGCGCACCUGUGCAAGCACACGGGGGAGAGACCAUUUGUUUGUGACCAUGAAGGCUGUGGCAAAGCCUUUGUCAGGGACUACCAUCUGAGCCGCCACAUUCUGAUUCACACUGGGGAAAAGCCAUUUGUUUGUACAGCUAGUGGCUGCGAUCAGAAAUUCAACACAAAAUCAAACUUGAACAAACAUUUUGAACGCAAACACGAAAAUCAACAAAAACAAUAUGUAUGCACUUUUGAAGGUUGUAAGGAGGCUUUCAAGAAACACCAGCAGCUGAGAAUCCAUCAGUGCCAGCACACCAGCGAGCCACUCUUCAAGUGUGCCCAUGAAGGCUGUGGGAAACACUUCACCUCACCCAGCAGGCUGAAGCGACACGGGAAGGUCCACGAGGGCUAUAUGUGUCAAAAAGACAAAUGUUCCUUUGUGGCCAAAACAUGGACAGAGCUUCUAAAACAUGUGAAAGAAACCCAUAAAGAGGACAUAAAAUGUGAAGUAUGCCAGAAGACCUUUAAGCGCAAGGAUUACCUUAAGCAGCACAUGAAAACCCACGCCCCAGAAAGGGACGUGUGCCGGUGUCCAAGAGAAGGCUGUAGCAGAACCUACACGACCGUGUUCAAUCUCCAGAGCCACAUCCUCUCUUUCCACGAGGAGAGGCGCCCAUUCACUUGUGAACAGGAAGGCUGUGGCAAAACAUUUGCAAUGAAACAAAGUCUCACUAGGCAUGCUGUCGUGCAUGACCCUGACAAGAAGAAGCUCAAAGUAAAACGAUCUCGUGAAAAGCGGAGUUUGGCCUCUCGUCUCAGUGGCUAUAUUCCUCCUAAAAAGAAGCAAGAACAAGGCUUAUCUGUGUCUAAGAAUGGAGAGACCCUGAACUGUACUGAAGACAAGGCUGAAAGGAAGAGAUGCUGACCACAGGGCAUCGGGGGAGAAAGACGAGGAACAGACACAAGUAAGAGGGUUGGAGAAAGCUGGGCUAAGGUGCUGAGAGGGAACGUCCCCCGCUUCUCCCAUCCCUGUAGGCCCAGGGCUCUUUGGCCCAGGCCAUGGUCGGCCGCAGAAGUAGGGUCCCAAGGCGUUGGGGAGCAGGAGGCACGACACCUACCAGGCUUCGGGUGGGCCUUCUCCAUCUCCCGAAGUCGCAGCCGCUCCUCGUGAAUCUGCAGCCCCGAGAGGAGCUGGUACCGUGGAGGCUCCGAGCCGCUGUCCCUCUUCACGAGCCUCAGGUCCCGCUCGGCCAUGAGCCGGAUCACCUCGGCACGGUGCAUGCUCCCCAAAUCAUUGCCUGCCUCGUCCAGCACGUGUAUGACUCGCUCGUGAAUUUUUCUUCCGAUGUUGCUAAAAGCUGGGUCAUUCUUUGUUUUCUUCUUCCUGCUGUCCUGGGUGUCUGCCACGGUACCAGAGGCUCUGGCAUGCAUCAGGGAAGAUAGUCUUGGGACAGGAGCAACGAGGGGCAGCCGCGCCGGGAUGGUCAGGGGCAGGAUGUAGGUACCAAAACAUCUUCUAGUGCAAUUUCCUGCCGUCUUCUUUAGGGUUUGUAACGUUAGCCUCUUUAGAAAAAGGGCAGCCAUCCUAAAAAAGCAGGGAGAAAGAGCUGUUACAGUUCAGUUAGUUCAUCCCCGGGCUGUGGUGCUGUGGUACAUGAAGGCUGUGAGUGAGACUGCAGGUAUGUCAUCUGCAGGAAUGUUACAGGUCCGGGCCUAGGGAAGUGACACCCAUUACGCAGACUGUCAGGUGACUGUGGUCACACUAACCCGUGGUGGUACCAUCCCCAGUGCAAGUUAUUGUCAGAAUAAACCAUAUAUGCCCAGUG